UUCGGACUGUACUGCGUCACGUGAUUAUACGUUCAAUUCACGCAAGACGCCAUGACGGAAAAAAGAUGUUUGCCGACAAAAUAAAGCACGUGCUGAAUACGUAAAUCCAUCGACAGUUGCAAAGUAGAAAGUAGUUUAGUACAGCAGCAUGGCUUAUCCGUACCUGAUUGGGCCAGGAGGCCAGCCUUUCAUCAUACAACAGGUGCCCCUGAUUCAACAGCAGGUUUCUGUGAUUCCUCAACAACAGGUGCUUCCUCAGCAGACCCAGCCUGUGCCCCCUAAAGUCCCAGAUUACAUGUCUGAGGAAAAGUUACAGGAGAAAGCACGGAAAUGGCAGCAGUUGCAGUCCAAGCGAUACAGUGAGAAGAGAAAGUUUGGUUUUGUUGAUGCUCAGAAAGAGGAAAUGCCACCAGAGCAUGUCAGGAAAAUCAUCCGUGACCAUGGCGAUAUGACAAACAGGAAGUUCAGACAUGAUAAACGAGUGUAUCUUGGAGCACUGAAGUACAUGCCUCAUGCUGUCCUAAAGCUGAUGGAGAAUAUGCCUAUGCCCUGGGAACAGAUCCGAGAUGUUAAAGUUCUGUAUCACGUCACAGGUGCCAUUACAUUUGUCAAUGAGAUUCCAUGGGUUAUAGAACCAGUCUAUAUUGCCCAGUGGGGUACAAUGUGGAUUAUGAUGAGGAGAGAGAAACGUGAUCGUCGCCACUUUAAGCGGAUGAGGUUUCCACCAUUUGAUGACGAAGAGCCGCCUUUAGAUUAUGCAGACAAUAUUUUGGAUGUGGAACCACUAGAGGCAAUUCAGAUGGAAUUGGAUGUGGAGGAAGACAAGCCAGUCAUGGAGUGGUUCUACGACCACAAACCACUCACUGACUCCAAACAUGUAAAUGGAACUACAUACAGGAAGUGGAACCUGUCCCUGCCAAUCAUGUCUGUUCUGUAUCGUCUUGGCAACCAGUUGCUGACCGACUUGGUAGAUGAGAAUUAUUUCUAUCUGUUUGACCUGAAGUCCUUCUUCACAGCUAAGGCUCUGAACAUGGCUAUACCUGGGGGACCCAAGUUUGAACCUCUUGUAAAGGACAAGGAGUUGCAAGAUGAAGAUUGGAAUGAAUUUAAUGACAUCAACAAGAUCAUUAUUCGUCAGCCAAUCAGGACGGAGUAUCGCAUUGCAUUCCCAUAUUUAUACAACAGUCUCCCAUACCAGGUUCACCUGUCAUGGUAUCACACCCCGAAUGUUGUGUACAUCAAAACAGAGGAUCCUGACCUUCCUGCGUUCUACUUUGACCCUCUGAUUAACCCCAUAUCACACCGACAUGUAACCAAGAGUUCUGAGCCUCUCCCAGAUGAUGAUGAGGACUUUGAGUUGCCGGAUUAUGUCCAGCCGUUCCUACAUGACACACCUCUGUACUCUGACAACACGGCCAACGGAAUCUCCCUCUUGUUCGCCCCACGGCCGUUUAAUCUCCGGUCUGGGCGAUGCAGGAGAGCAGUGGAUGUUCCACUUGUAAAAUCAUGGUAUAGAGAGCACUGCCCAGCAGGCAUGCCCGUUAAAGUCCGGGUGUCGUAUCAGAAACUUCUCAAAUACUUUGUCCUGAACGCCCUGAAGCAUCGGCCACCAAAAGCUCAGAAGAAACGAUACCUGUUUAAGUCAUUCAAGGCCACCAAGUUUUUCCAAAUCACCCAGCUGGAUUGGGUGGAGGUUGGACUACAGGUCUGUCGUCAAGGUUACAACAUGCUCAACCUCCUGAUUCACCGCAAGAAUCUCAACUAUCUUCAUCUGGACUACAACUUUAACCUGAAGCCAGUCAAGACACUGACCACCAAGGAGAGGAAGAAGUCUCGAUUUGGUAAUGCCUUCCAUCUUUGUCGGGAGAUUCUGCGACUGACCAAACUAACCGUAGACAGCCAUGUCCAGUACCGACUGGGGAAUGUGGAUGCCUUCCAGCUUGCGGAUGGAAUUCAGUACGUGUUUGCCCAUGUGGGACAACUGACGGGGAUGUACAGAUACAAGUACAAGCUAAUGAGACAGAUUCGGAUGUGUAAAGAUCUCAAGCAUGUCAUCUACUACAGGUUUAACACAGGCCCAGUCGGUAAGGGGCCAGGGUGUGGCAUUUGGGCCCCAGGCUGGAGGGUGUGGCUAUUCUUCAUGAGAGGGAUCACUCCCCUGCUGGAGCGCUGGCUGGGGAACCUGCUCUCCCGACAGUUUGAGGGACGACACUCAAAGGGCGUGGCGAAAACAGUUACCAAACAGAGAGUGGAGAGUCACUUUGAUCUGGAGCUGAGAGCUGCGGUGAUGCAUGACAUUUUGGACAUGAUGCCAGAGGGAAUCAAACAGAACAAGGCCAGGACGAUCCUACAGCACCUUAGUGAGGCUUGGAGGUGCUGGAAGGCUAACAUUCCGUGGAAGGUACCAGGUCUGCCCAUCCCCAUAGAGAACAUGAUCCUCCGCUAUGUCAAAGCCAAGGCUGACUGGUGGACUAACACCGCACACUACAACAGAGAGAGGAUCAGAAGGGGGGCAACAGUGGACAAAACAGUCUGCAAAAAGAACUUGGGUCGUUUAACACGUCUCUAUCUGAAGGCCGAGCAGGAACGACAACAUAAUUAUCUGAAGGAUGGACCAUACAUCACAGCUGAGGAGGCUGUGGCCAUUUACACCACCACCGUCCACUGGCUGGAGAGUCGUCGAUUCUCCCCUAUCCCAUUCCCCCCACUGUCUUACAAACACGACACCAAGCUGCUGAUCCUGGCUCUGGAGAGACUCAAGGAGGCUUACAGCGUGAAGAGUCGAUUGAACCAGUCACAGAGGGAGGAAUUAGGACUGAUAGAACAGGCGUACGACAAUCCUCACGAAGCUCUGUCUCGUAUCAAACGUCACUUGCUGACUCAACGAGCCUUCAAGGAGGUUGGGAUCGAAUUUAUGGAUUUAUACAGUCACUUGAUACCUGUGUACGAUGUGGAACCACUGGAGAAAAUCACUGAUGCCUACCUGGACCAGUAUCUAUGGUAUGAAGCAGACAAACGGAGAUUGUUCCCCCCUUGGAUCAAACCAGCAGACUCAGAGCCACCCCCUGUACUGGUGUACAAGUGGUGUCAAGGUAUAAACAAUCUCCAAGAUGUCUGGGAAACAGGAGAGGGUGAAUGUAAUGUAAUGAUGGAGACCAAGUACGAAAAAAUGUACGAGAAAAUCGAUCUGACAUUACUUAACAGACUGCUCCGCCUGAUUGUGGAUCACAACAUUGCUGAUUACAUGACGGCCAAAAACAAUGUGGUCAUUAACUAUAAGGACAUGAAUCAUACAAACUCAUACGGAAUCAUCCGAGGCCUGCAGUUUGCCUCCUUCAUUGUCCAGUACUACGGCUUGGUUCUGGACUUAUUGGUUCUCGGUUUACACCGGGCCAGUGAAAUGGCUGGACCACCUCAGAUGCCUAAUGAUUUCCUGACCUUCCAGGAUGUGGAGACGGAGUCAGCCCACCCAAUUCGUCUGUACUCGAGAUAUGUAGACAGGAUCCACAUCUUCUUCAGAUUCUCUGCAGAUGAAGCUCGGGACUUGAUCCAGCGAUAUCUAACAGAACAUCCAGAUCCAAACAAUGAAAACAUUGUCGGGUACAACAACAAGAAAUGCUGGCCACGGGACUCUAGAAUGAGGCUGAUGAAGCACGAUGUCAAUCUAGGUCGGGCUGUGUUCUGGGACAUUAAGAACCGUCUCCCCCGGUCAGUGACGUCCAUUCUCUGGGAGGAAAGCUUUGUCUCCGUAUACAGUAAAGACAAUCCCAACCUUCUCUUUAACAUGUGUGGCUUUGAGUGUCGCAUUCUUCCAAAGUGCCGCACGACUCACGAGGAGUUCACACACAAAGAUGGCGUGUGGAAUCUGCAAAAUGAGGUGACUAAGGAGAGAACUGCCCAGUGUUUCCUGAGAGUGGACGAUGAAUCGAUGUCCAGAUUCCACAACCGUGUACGACAGAUUCUGAUGGCGUCAGGAUCCACAACUUUCACCAAGAUUGUUAACAAGUGGAACACGGCUCUGAUUGGUCUGAUGACCUACUUCCGAGAGGCGGUGGUCAACACUCAGGAGUUACUGGACUUGUUAGUGAAAUGUGAGAACAAAAUUCAGACACGUAUUAAAAUUGGACUGAACUCUAAGAUGCCCAGUCGGUUUCCGCCUGUGGUGUUUUACACCCCUAAGGAGUUGGGUGGUCUGGGAAUGUUGUCGAUGGGGCACGUUUUGAUCCCCCAGUCAGAUCUCCGCUGGUCCAAACAGACAGACGUAGGAAUCACACAUUUUAGAUCGGGAAUGAGUCACGACGAAGAUCAACUCAUUCCUAACUUGUACAGAUACAUCAUGCCUUGGGAGAGCGAAUUUAUUGAUUCACAGAGAGUGUGGGCAGAGUAUGCUCUGAAACGACAGGAAGCCAACGCCCAGAAUAGGAGACUUACCCUGGAAGAUCUAGAAGACAGUUGGGACCGAGGUGUCCCCAGAAUUAACACAUUGUUCCAGAAGGACAGACACACUCUGGCGUAUGACAAGGGAUGGAGAGUCCGGACAGAAUUCAAGGCAUUCCAGGUGCUGAAACAGAACCCGUUUUGGUGGACUCAUCAGAGACAUGAUGGAAAGUUGUGGAAUCUCAACAAUUAUAGGACAGACAUGAUCCAAGCUCUUGGGGGUGUGGAGGGCAUCCUGGAGCACACUUUAUUUAAAGGGACGUACUUCCCUACUUGGGAGGGUCUGUUCUGGGAAAGAGCCAGUGGUUUUGAGGAGUCAAUGAAGUACAAGAAACUGACCAAUGCCCAGCGGUCUGGUCUGAAUCAGAUCCCGAACCGUCGCUUUACCUUGUGGUGGUCACCAACCAUCAACAGAGCCAAUGUGUAUGUGGGUUUCCAAGUCCAGCUGGAUUUGACAGGCAUUUUCAUGCACGGUAAAAUCCCUACACUGAAGAUUUCCCUAAUCCAGAUCUUCAGAGCUCACUUGUGGCAAAAAAUCCAUGAAAGUGUCGUCAUGGAUCUCUGUCAGGUGUUUGACCAGGAACUGGAUGCCCUGGAAAUCGAGACUGUGCAGAAGGAAACAAUUCAUCCCCGUAAAUCAUACAAAAUGAACAGUUCCUGUGCCGACAUUCUGCUGUUUGCUGCGUACAAAUGGAAUGUGUCCAAACCCUCUCUGCUGGCCGACUCCAAGGACGUGAUGGACAACACUACCACACAGAAGUACUGGAUUGAUAUACAGUUGAGGUGGGGUGACUACGACUCGCAUGACAUUGAGCGUUACGCCCGUGCCAAGUUUCUCGAUUACACCACAGACAACAUGAGUAUCUAUCCCUCUCCAACAGGGCUGCUGAUUGGCAUUGACCUCGCUUACAACUUGCACAGUGGCUAUGGUAACUGGUUCCCAGGAUGCAAGCCUCUGAUCCAGCAGGCCAUGGCAAAGAUCAUGAAAGCCAACCCUGCUUUGUACGUCCUGAGGGAGAGAAUUCGUAAAGGUCUCCAGCUUUACUCCUCCGAACCCACAGAACCCUACUUGUCCUCUCAGAAUUAUGGCGAGCUCUUCUCCAAUCAGAUCAUUUGGUUCGUGGAUGACACAAAUGUUUACAGGGUCACUAUUCACAAGACAUUUGAAGGGAAUUUGACCACGAAGCCCAUUAAUGGUGCCAUCUUUAUCUUCAACCCCAGAACUGGACAGCUGUUUCUGAAAAUUAUCCACACCUCUGUGUGGGCAGGGCAGAAACGUUUAGGACAGCUUGCCAAGUGGAAGACAGCAGAAGAAGUGGCAGCCCUGAUUCGGUCCCUGCCAGUGGAGGAGCAGCCCAAGCAGAUCAUUGUCACCAGGAAGGGCAUGUUGGACCCACUUGAGGUCCAUUUACUGGAUUUCCCAAACAUUGUCAUCAAGGGCAGUGAACUCCAGCUCCCGUUCCAGGCCUGUCUCAAGGUGGAGAAGUUUGGAGAUUUGAUCCUGAAAGCAACAGAACCCCAGAUGGUCUUGUUUAAUCUGUACGAUGAUUGGCUGAAGACAAUUUCAUCUUAUACUGCAUUCUCUCGUUUGAUUCUGAUCUUGAGAGCUUUGCACGUGAACAACGACAGGACUAAAGUUGUCCUGAAGCCUGACAAAACGACAAUCACAGAGGCACAUCACAUCUGGCCUAGUUUGUCUGAUGAGGAGUGGAUGAAAAUUGAGAACCAGCUCAAGGAUCUCAUCAUGGCUGACUACGGCAAGAAAAACAAUGUGAAUGUAGCAUCGCUGACUCAAUCUGAGAUCAGGGACAUCAUUCUGGGUAUGGAAAUCUCGGCUCCAUCGGCUCAGCGAGUUCAGAUUGCAGAGAUUGAGAAGCAGACCAAGGAACAGUCACAGCUCACAGCAACAACGACACGAACGGUCAACAAGCAUGGAGACGAGAUCAUCACAUCCACCACCAGUAAUUACGAGACAUCAACGUUCGCAUCCAAAACGGAAUGGCGAGUUCGAGCCAUAUCUGCGACAAACCUUCAUCUGAGAACCAACCAUAUUUAUGUGUCAUCAGACGACAUUAAGGAGACGGGAUACACAUACAUCUUGCCCAAAAACGUACUGAAGAAGUUCAUCAUAAUCUCUGAUCUCAGAGCACAGAUUGCUGGUUACCUGUACGGAGUUAGCCCCCCUGACAACCCUCAGGUGAAAGAGAUCAGAUGUAUUGUGUUGCCCCCUCAGUGGGGAACGCAUCAGACCGUCCACCUUCCUCACAUCUUGCCAGGGCACGAAUAUCUGAAGGAAAUGGAACCCCUUGGCUGGAUCCACACACAGCCCAAUGAGCUGCCACAACUGUCACCACAGGACAUCACCACUCACGCCAAAGUCAUGGCAGACAAUCCAUCUUGGGAUGGCGAGAAAACCGUCAUCAUUACUUGCAGUUUUACCCCAGGGUCCUGUUCCUUGACCGCUUACAAAUUGACACCUACUGGCUGUGAGUGGGGUCGACAGAACACAGAUACUGGAAACAACCCCAAGGGUUACCUACCCUCUCACUAUGAGCGCGUGCAGAUGUUGUUGUCUGACCGUUUCCUGGGAUUCUUCAUGACCCCAUCCGAAGGCUCGUGGAACUACAACUUCAUGGGCGUGCGACACGACCCCAACAUGAAGUACGAACUGCAGCUGGCAAAUCCUAAAGAGUUUUAUCAUGAGGUUCACCGACCGUCCCAUUUCCUGAACUUCAGCUCCAUGGAUGAGGCUGAACUCCCAGGUACUGACCAGGAGGAUUUGUACACCUGAACCAUCGCAGGGGGUCUGAUGUCAUCAUCGCAGGGGGUCUGAAGUCAUCAGCCCACUGCAGAGAUUAUUCUGUGCAAGUGGUGGUGUGUGUAACUCUUUAAAUCAUCCUCAUCAGCAAGUUUUAUCUACAGAAGCCAAUUUGACAGUCUGAGGCCAACAAAUUGUGAUCAUCUGAAUGAGUUACUGACUUCUGUUCUUUUAAAGGACAUAUACAGAAUUUCCUGUUCUUGUUUUUACUGUACAGAGAACUUGAUUUCAAACUGCUUCGUAAGCAUGCAUUCAUUUGUGUCCAUUAACUUGGGUUUAUUUAUGUAUUGUAAAUAGUAAGUGUGCUUAUCAUUCAUACAAAGUAAAGAGACCAUUGUCAUUUGGUAAAAAUGUAUAUAAUUUUGUAUUCUGGGUCUUAAAAAACGAUUAAAAUAUUUUCAGUAUGCAUAUGUAUCUAUAAUACUUCAGUUUGGAAGAAUUUUACACAUGAUUAAAAUAGAUGUUACAAAC
Messenger RNA from Ostrea edulis (European flat oyster), 7726 nucleotides. Its product is annotated as pre-mRNA-processing-splicing factor 8. The record is from RefSeq and is a predicted model, not a curated record. Lineage: Eukaryota; Metazoa; Mollusca; Bivalvia; Ostreida; Ostreidae. Gene Ontology annotation, cellular component: catalytic step 2 spliceosome; U5 snRNP. Gene Ontology annotation, molecular function: U2 snRNA binding; U6 snRNA binding; metallopeptidase activity. Gene Ontology annotation, biological process: mRNA splicing, via spliceosome; spliceosomal tri-snRNP complex assembly. The transcript has 43 exons. The coding region runs from base 149 to 7228 and encodes 2359 amino acids.